AUGAAAAUAGUAGAGGAAGCCCAGAAUCUCACAGACACUGUGACCAACAAUCAAUACUUCUAUGCUCAUCAAAGGCAGCGCCAACCAAUACAAAAGAAGGGUGUGUUUGAGCUAGAAAGAGUAGACACCAUCUUGGCACAAAACAAGUUGAUGCACCAGCAAAUCCAACAACAAAUAGAGCUGAUGACAAAGAGAAUUGAUGGACUCCAAGUGGCUGCAGUUUACACAGCAAGCCAACCCUCAAAUGGAUGGAGCCAUAGUAAUGAAGCCUCUGAGAAAAGACACUAUGAGCAGCAAUUAGAACAAGUCCAAUAUAUGCAUAACACCUCAAACUCUUCUCAGAAUGAAUUUCAUGGAGAUACAUACAAUCCAUCAUGGAAGAAUCAUCCUAAUUUGAAGUGGGUUGAUAAUCAGAAUUCAUGGCAAAAGAAUCACAAUUUCAACAACUCCCGCAACAUAAACAAUCAAUCUCAUUCAUCCAAUAACACUAACCAAUACAAAAAACCACAAAAUUCUUACCAACAACCCAACAACAACUUACAAAUCCACCAAAAUAACUUCUUCACACCACAUUUAAAUUCCCAGAACAACUAUUUCAACAUCCCAAACAACUUCCAACAACAACCAUCAUAUCCCAACAUACCAUUUAUUGACCACCAUGAAACCUGGAUCUCAGUUCUUGAGGCAACAUUACAAGCACUUGCUCAAACCACACAGGAUCUAGCAAAGGGACAAGCUGAAAGACCAACCAAUAUUCUCCCAAGUGAUACCAUUUCAAAUCCCAAAGAAGAAUGCAAAGCAAUUCAACACAGGAAUGGAAGGACAUUAGAAGGUGACAAGGCUAACAAUAAAGAAGGGAUGACAGCCGAGGAGAAAGACCAGGAGAAUCUCAACAAGAAGGAGGAAGAACCACAAGCCUCAAAGAAGGGAAAACAAGUCAUGGAAGAGCAUCCACAAGAGAAGAAGAAAGAGGUGAAGCCUUAUACUCCCCCCUUCCAUAUCCUCAAAGAUUCAGAAAAAAAGCUUAAGGAUCAAUAA
Molecule: messenger RNA, 1038 nt
Organism: Arachis duranensis
Lineage: Eukaryota; Viridiplantae; Streptophyta; Magnoliopsida; Fabales; Fabaceae
Exons: 2
Coding region: 1-1038 (345 amino acids)
Source: RefSeq, a predicted model, not a curated record